Pipistrellus nathusii (Nathusius's pipistrelle) is the source of this 1323-nucleotide messenger RNA. The record is from the annotation of a GenBank genome assembly. Lineage: Eukaryota; Metazoa; Chordata; Mammalia; Chiroptera; Vespertilionidae.
AUGAAUGGACGGUCUUUGAUUGGCGGCGCUGGGGACGCCUCUCCGGUUCCUCUUUGGAGGAACCCUUUUGGAAAUAAAGCUGGUGAGGCAAUGCGUGGAGGCUUCUCCCGGCUAAAGCUGGCCCUGGCCCGAGGGCCGCCGGAACAGGGGCCAGAAGAAGAGAUAGCCAUGGAGGACAGUCCCACUAUGGUUAAGGAGGACCGGGGUCAAAACCUCACCUCACCGUCACGAAGGAGAAGGCGCCUUCCCAAGGCUCUUGCCUAUGUCACUGGUGACAUGAGAGAAUUUGCCAACUGGCUUAAAGACAAACCCCUAGUGCUCCAGUUCUUCGACUGGAUUCUUCGGGGCAUAUCCCAGGUGACACUUGUCAACAACUCCAUCAGUGGAAUCCUGAUUCUGGUGGGACUCCUGGUCCAGAACCCUUGGUGGGCUCUCAAUGGCUUCAUAGCAACUGCGGUCUCCACCCUGACAGCCCUGAUGCUCAGUCAGGACAGGUCAGCAAUCGCAAACGGGCUGCACGGCUACAACGCCACCCUCGUGGGGAUACUCAUGGCGAUCUUUUCAAACAAUGGGGAUUAUUUCUGGUGGCUGCUAUUCCCUGUCUCAGUGAUGUCCAUGACUUGUCCAAUUUUCUCAAGUGGGUUGAGCUCCGUGUUCAGCAAAUGGGACCUUCCUAUCUUCACCCUGCCCUUCAACAUGGCAUUGACCAUGUACCUUUCGGCCACAGGACAUUACAAUCCGUUCUUCCCAAUCAAAUUGUUCAAACCCAUAACCUCGGUUCCCAAUGUCACCUGGUCUGACCUCAGUGGCCUGCAGCUACUGAAAUCGCUGCCUGUGGGUGUUGGUCAGAUAUACGGCUGUGACAAUCUGUGGACAGGGCUCAUUUUCCUGUGUGCCAUCCUACUUUCCUCCCCACUCAUGUGCCUGCAUGCUGCCAUCGGGUCGACGAUAGGAAUAGCAGCAGCGCUCAGCCUUUCGGCUCCAUUUGAGAAUAUCUACUUUGGACUCUGGGGUUUCAACAGCUCUCUGUCCUGCAUUGCAAUUGGAGGGAUGUUCAUGGCACUCACCUGGCAAACCCACCUCCUGGCUCUCGCCUGUGCCCUGUUCACCGCCUACCUGGGAGUCAGCCUGUCACACCUGAUGGCUGUGGCCGGACUGCCAUCUUGCACCUGGCCCUUCUGUUUGGCUGCACUACUGUUCCUCUUGAUGACCUCAAAAAACCCCAGCUUCUACAGGAUGCCCCUCAGUAAAGUCACUUACCCUGAAGAAAACCGUAUCUUCUACCUGCAAGCCAAGAAAAUGUUGGUGGAUAGCCCUCUGUGA